UGCGGCUUCGCUCACUGCUGGUCAGCUGAAGACACCAUGCCUAUCCAAUGUGACAUUUGCCUAAAAAAAGUUGCAACGCGGGCUCACCUUGCCAGCCACAUGAGUGUACACAAUCUUUUCGACUGUAGUGUGUGCAGCAAGAUAUUUCCCACCGGUGCUCGUCUAACCAAACAUCUGCGAACGCACACUGGAGAGAAGCCUUUUGAGUGUACUGUGUGCAGCAAGAAAUUUUCGGUGGGUGACAGUUUGCGCAGUCAUAUCCGAACGCACACUGGCGAAAAACCCUUUGAGUGUACUGUGUGUAAUAAGAAAUUUUCGCUGAGUGGCAGUCUGCGCGCACAUCUUCGGACGCACACUGGAGAGAAGCCCUUUGAGUGUACUGUGUGCAACAAGAAAUUUUCGGAAAAUAGCAAUCUACUCAAACAUCUAAGAACGCACACUGGUAAGAAGCCUUUUGAGUGUACUGUGUGCAACAAUAAGUUUUCGAUGAAAGGCAAUCUCCGAAAACACCUCCAAACGCACACUGGAGAGACGCCUUUUGAGUGUACUGUGUGCAACAAGAAGUUUUCGGUGAAAGGCAAUCUCCAGAGACAUCUCCAAACGCACACUGGAGAGGCGCCUUUUGAGUGUACUGUAUGCAACAAGAAAUACGCGAGAAGUGAUUAUUUGCAUGUUCAUCUCCGAACGCACACUGGAGAGAAGCCUUUUGAGUGUACUGUGUGCAACAAGAAAUUUUCUGUAAGAGGCAGUCUGCGCACACAUCUUCGAACGCACACCGGAGAGAAGAGUGUACGGUGUGCAACCAAUUAUGUCAAGUAGACAAUCUGUGCCAACAUUUCCGUACACACACAGGAGAGAUGGUUUAUGAGUGCACACAACUGUGUGCAGCAAGAAAUUUUCUGAGAAGAACAUAUUGCUGACACAUUUUUAAACCCACAAUACUGGGAAGAAGCCCGUUGACCAGACAUUUUCGGCGCUCAAGAAGGGAGUCCUAGUGUACUAAACAACCAGACCAACUUUAUUUCAUGCCUUACGCCUCAAAUUCUACAAACAUUGCUAAAGGUGCAUUACUUUGUGAAUGCUGCUUGCCAACAUUAUAAUUUUACCUUUCAUUUUCAAGUAUUUUUAAAAAAUCGAAUUUAAAUUAAAUAAACUCCUGUA
Frankliniella occidentalis (western flower thrips) is the source of this 1161-nucleotide messenger RNA. Its product is annotated as gastrula zinc finger protein XlCGF57.1-like. Bases 37 to 819 code for a protein of 260 amino acids. NCBI's taxonomy places the organism in Eukaryota, Metazoa, Arthropoda, Insecta, Thysanoptera, Thripidae. The transcript has a single exon. The record is from RefSeq and is a predicted model, not a curated record. Gene Ontology annotation, biological process: regulation of transcription by RNA polymerase II. Gene Ontology annotation, cellular component: nucleus. Gene Ontology annotation, molecular function: DNA-binding transcription factor activity, RNA polymerase II-specific; RNA polymerase II cis-regulatory region sequence-specific DNA binding.